ACCAGACAUCUGUGUCAUGCCUUUCGUGUGGGGUCAGGGUUCGCUCAAUUUUUGUCUCAAUGUGUGAAUUGUUUGCGGGAUUAUUGGAGGACAACCCAGGUGUCUCCGUGAAAAUUCACUCCACGCUGCCCAUCACUAAAUGGAGUCCUGAUUGAAUAUGACAGUGUAUAUUAACCUCUAAUCUUGCUUCAGAAUGCUGGUUUUCACUCUACGAUCACCCAGUUUUCGUCUGUUGUUUGAGUAACAACACAAAUUGUCACCCAAGACGCCACCUUCCGACUAUAUAAGCCGGCAAGCCAGCACCUCUGUGGUUUACAACUUCUCAUCUUGCCCAUAUACGAUCUCUUCCAACAAAGACCGAGCUCUGACCCUACUUCCAUACACGGCGACUCGUGCUAUAAUUCAAAAUGUCUGCCGUUCUUCUCGACCAGGCUUCUCACCCUCCCUCCUUCCGCAAUGACCGAGACGGUCUCGCUUUUGAGGCCCUUUGUGACGAGAUUGAACACGCCGACAUCGUAGCGGACCAAGCUCUCAAAAACCAACAGCAUCACGCAGAGGAGGACGAAGGCUCUAAAUUUGACGCCGAAAAGGACAAGACCCAGUUCCGCCAAUAUGAAACUGCCUGUGACCGGGUCAAGAACUUUUACCUCGAACAACACACCAAGCAGACAGUGGCGUACAACCUCAAGGCUCGACACAAUUUCCACUCCAAGACCCGCGCCGAGAUGUCCAUCUGGGAAGCCAUGGAGCGUCUCAACACCCUCAUCGACGAGUCUGAUCCCGACACCGAACUUGGACAGAUCGAACAUCUCCUUCAAUCUGCCGAAGCCAUGCGCCGUGAUGGGCGGCCUCGCUGGAUGCAACUCACUGGUUUGAUUCACGACCUGGGCAAGCUCUUGUUCUUCUUCGAUGCUGAAGGUCAAUGGGACGUUGUUGGCGAUACCUUCCCUGUCGGCUGUGCUUUUGAUGACCGCAUCAUUUACGGUACCAAGUCAUUCAGCGGCAACCCAGAUUUCGAGAAUCCGACCUACAGCACCAAAGAAGGCAUCUACUCACCCGGCUGCGGUCUUGACAAUGUCAUGCUUUCUUGGGGCCACGACGAGUAUCUCUACCAUGUCGUCAAGGAUCAAUCAACGCUUCCCGACGAGGCGUUGGCAAUGAUCCGCUAUCACAGCUUCUACCCAUGGCAUCAACAAGGCGCUUACAGAGAAUUCAUGAACGAGAAGGACCACGAGAUGCUCAAGGCUGUCAAGAAAUUCAAUCCUUACGAUCUCUACAGCAAGAGUGAUGAACGGCCCAGUGUUGAGAAGUUGAAGCCUUAUUACUUGGAACUCAUCGAUGAGUUUUUCCCAAAGAAGGUCAUUAAGUGGUAGACUUUUCGACAUUUAUUCCAUUUCUUUUGACUUGAUUACGAGCGAGAACCAUUUCCCCCUGCCGUCUGGAGUGCGACACACAGCGAGACAUCCCCGAGCCUUGUGGAUUUUCAUCAGUUUUGUCUUACGCGGAAUACCGCGAUAGACACAGUCACUUGAGCGUUGCCUGGAGGUUUCGACUGCUGCCAUAUUUCAUACAGACGGAAACAAAUUACUUCGGCAUCGGUGGGGAUAGACCCAGCCAAUGCAUUUUGGACAUAGAGAGGUUCACACUGCUAGAACUGAACUCCAGCCUCUCAAACGGAGUUUUGGGUCACGAAUUCCUGGUCUCACAAACGAGUCCAUUCUAGAUUGUAUCUAAGUCGCGAAUUCUUCAUUC
Molecule: messenger RNA, 1752 nt
Organism: Cladophialophora immunda
Lineage: Eukaryota; Fungi; Ascomycota; Eurotiomycetes; Chaetothyriales; Herpotrichiellaceae
Exons: 2
Coding region: 408-1373 (321 amino acids)
Biological process (GO): inositol catabolic process
Cellular component (GO): cytoplasm
Molecular function (GO): iron ion binding; inositol oxygenase activity
Source: RefSeq, a predicted model, not a curated record